UUAUAAUCUCGGAAUCCGUCGGAAGCCCAUCCGUGGUCGGUAUCGUAUUCGAUCGAUGCGGAGGUCCACAGCGUAAUCCAGCGAGGUAAACCCGUUAUCAUCCUUCGUCCCUAGAGAUCCAGUUCUUGGUCGGAAAUCUUUCGUGAUUACGGAACCCAAUCCUGUGUGUGUUGCUGACUGCCUUUGGGAAGGAGGUUGGAGGGUUUUGAGGCGGAAGUCGGAGCUGGAGGACCGAUAAAGUUUGGUCCUUUUGGCCAUUGAGACAGAAUUCGGAGGUGGAAGAUCUACUUGAUGCCUUUACGCUAGAACCCUACGGGUUUGCUUUGAGGAAGGGUAACUCUCUGGUUGCUUUCCCAUGGUUUCCUAUCUUCAUAAGGUGAAGAAACAUAAUUAAUGGUACUUGUAAAGUAGAGAUCGUAUUAUUAUUUAGACAGUUAAUGGCUAACGAGUCUGCAAAACGGCCGUUGCUCUCAGGGUUAGUAGAUCCUCCUAAAUAUCCCCAGAAGAAUACCACAACCAAGAGAAAAAGGUUCCUCCGUAGUAAAAGUGCCCCAUCUGUCGACAUCCUAUUGGGUCCGACUGAAGUUGGUGGCACACUUCCUGAUUCAAAGUUGAAUUCCAUCUAUUUUCGUCCAAGCCUUAAGCAAGUAGUUCUCUACUUGGUUAUCUACCUAGGAGCAGGGGCUGCUUGCUUUUAUCUUGUAAAGGAUCAACUUGCUGGCAAGAAAACAAAUGGUGUUCUUGAUGCUAUAUACUUCUCCAUCGUAACAAUGACCACCGUUGGUUAUGGAGAUCUGGUUCCAAAUAGUGUCACCACAAAACUUCUAGCAUCUGUUUUUGUGUUUACUGGCAUGGCAAUAGUAGGUAUGUUGUUAAGUAGAGCAGCUGAUUAUCUUGUUGAAAAGCAGGAAAUGUUGUUAUAUAAAGCAUUACAUAUGCGUUGCAAGGGAGGGGAGGCACAUAUGUUGAAACAGAUUGAGACUAACAAAGUAAAAUAUAAAUUCUAUACAACUGCAGUGAUUCUUGUAUUGCUAAUUACCAUCGGGACUGUGUUUCUAUGGAAGGUCGAGAAAAUAGAAUUUGUCGAUGCCUUUUAUUGUGUUUGUUCUACUAUAACCACAUUAGGAUAUGGAGACAAGAGCUUCUCAACUGGAGGAGGUCGUGCAUUUGCUAUUUUCUGGAUCGUAACUAGCACUGUUUGUGUAGCUCAGUUCUUUCUAUACCUUGCUGAGUUAAACGCAGAACACCGACAGAAAUUACUGGCUAAAUGGGUCCUUACUAGGAGAAUGACAUUUGUGGACCUUGAAGCAGCAGAUCUUGAUGAUGAUGGUGUUGUGGGUGCUGCAGAGUUCAUAAUUUAUAAGCUGAAAGAGAUGGGGAAGAUCAGCGAAGAGGAUAUCGCACUUGUGAUGGAGGAAUUCGAGGAUCUCGACAUUGAUCAGUCCGGUACACUAUCAGCAGCUGAUCUGGUUCUUGCUCGGUCUAAUCAGUAGAGAAGCUUAUGGUUAACACCAUACUUCUUUCAGAUGUAUCUAUUGGUUGUUAAGUUUAUGUUAAUAAAUGCUUCUCUCAAGUUAAUUUUGUCAAUAUUCUAGUUUGUC
This is a messenger RNA of Musa acuminata AAA Group (dessert banana), 1601 nucleotides long. RefSeq names its product two pore potassium channel a. Gene Ontology annotation, cellular component: plasma membrane; plant-type vacuole membrane. The coding region runs from base 438 to 1493 and encodes 351 amino acids. Gene Ontology annotation, molecular function: calcium ion binding; potassium ion leak channel activity; outward rectifier potassium channel activity. The transcript has 4 exons. Lineage: Eukaryota; Viridiplantae; Streptophyta; Magnoliopsida; Zingiberales; Musaceae. The record is from RefSeq and is a predicted model, not a curated record. Gene Ontology annotation, biological process: stabilization of membrane potential; potassium ion transmembrane transport.